AUGCUGUCUAAUAUUUAUAAUUAAUUUGAUAUUUAAGAUUCUUAAAAUUAUAUUUUAUCUGGUAUAGUAGGAAGUUUUACAUGCAUUAUUUUAGGUUUUUUAGUAAAUGCAUGUUUAUUAGAAAUCACAUUUAAUAUUAUUUUCGCAUUUUAUUUUGGAAUGGUUUUAAUAUUAUUUGGAUUUUUUUUAAUAAAUAGUAUAUUUGAAUAUGAAAAUGAUAUAGCCGAAGAAAGAAAACCUUUUGUAUUUAUUUUUUCUUGUAUUAUAAUUUUAUCAGGAUUAUUUUGCUUUUUUUUAGAAGAAAGAUGGUUCGUCAAUUGCGUAAUUUGUAUUGUUGACUUUUUUAAUUUUUUAUUAGGAAUAUUUUAAAAGUAUUAUUAAAAAAUAUAAUUGAAACUCCAAAAUAAAUAAAUAUUAUAGUCUUUAUAAGUAUUUUUAUGGGGUUCUUUUAUGGUUUUAUUUUCUCUGUACUUGAUAUAGAAGAUUAAAGUUUUUAUGAAAUAAAAUCAAAAUUUAUUCAAGAAGAAUAUUUAUGUCUUCCUUUUUCUGCUGUUGUUGGAUUUUUUUCUGGAAUAACUAAUGAAAUUUUAAGGUUAAAAGGAGAUUUUUACUUUAAUUUAUUUUAAAAUAUUUGAAAACAUGCAAUACUUUGAUGAUCCUUUUGGUGAAGAAAUAUGA
Messenger RNA from Ichthyophthirius multifiliis, 678 nucleotides. RefSeq lists its product as hypothetical. The record is from RefSeq and is a predicted model, not a curated record. Lineage: Eukaryota; Ciliophora; Oligohymenophorea; Hymenostomatida. The transcript is spliced from 4 exons.